AUGAUCCUAUUAGAGGUACCAAGGAUAGACAAGGAUGACAAACUCCACUAUUUCACCAAGGGCCUGCAAACAUAG
Messenger RNA from Spirodela intermedia, 75 nucleotides. The record is from the annotation of a GenBank genome assembly. NCBI's taxonomy places the organism in Eukaryota, Viridiplantae, Streptophyta, Magnoliopsida, Alismatales, Araceae.